CUCUCACACACAACAACACACACACUCAAUUGUUGUGGUCUCCUUCGAAACCCAAACCAAAACCACUCUCUCUCUCUCUCUCUCUCUCUCUCUCUCUCUCUGUCUGUCUUCUUCUGCGUUGCAACCUUCCUCUUUCCCUCUCUCCACCAUCCACCGUUUCACUGGUUGCUUACGGAUGAAGAUGUUUGUUAAAAGUGAGCAAGCUGAUGUUGUGCUUCAUAAUUGUUUAAUGUUUUGCUGAGGAACAUCUGGUCCUUUGUGCCAAUGGCUGCUGAUCAAAGAAGAAAACGAUUAAAUGGUGCAAGUUCUUCAGAGCCAGAUAAGACGAAAAGAAAGAAUUUGGAACUAGUGCAAAGUGAUUUAACCAUGAAAUCUCAUGUUUUUGUUGAGUGGGAUGGUAAUCACCAAAAGGUGGUUGCCAAGCGGGAACAGAUUGGCAUCAGUUGGAGACAAAUGAAACCAUUUGCCAGUUUUGCUCAUGAUGGACACAACAUCUUGGCAGAUGUCCUUGCAAUACCUGAAGAAAUUUUUGGCUUGGAUAGUUUAAGUGAAGUGCUUUCGUAUGAGGUUUGGAACACACUCCUUUUGGACAGUGAGAGAAAUUUUCUUAUGCAGUUUCUUCCCAGUGACUUAAAGCCACAUCAAGUUGUCAGAGAAUUACUUUCAGGGGAUAACUUUCACUUUGGAAACCCUUUUGUAAAAUGGGGUUCUUUACUUUGUUCAGGUUCUCUUCAUCCAGAUAUGAUUGUUAACCAGGAGCAGCAUCUAAAAUCUGAUAAAAGAGCAUACUACUCACAGAUACAUAAUUAUCACAAGGAUAUGGUAGGAUUUCUAGUUAAGUUGAAGAGGAGGUGGGAAAGCUGCAAAGAUCCAGAAAAGGAAAUUCUGCAGAUGAUUCGGAGGUCAAAGAAUGAUGUAGAUAAAAGAACACAGCCAAACUUGAAUGAAUUUAUCGUUGAUGAUCAUGAUGGGAAUGUUACAGCAACAUCCGAGUCGUGUUCCUGGGAUGCAGAGGAGAAAGCACACAGUGAUAACCAAAUUUCCUCAAUCGGACAGCGAGAUGAACAUCAGAAAAGGGUGCUUGACAAAGGCUUCAGUAAAGGUAAACCCAGAAAUCUGAUGGUUUCUUCAGAUAUGCCCAAUGUGGGAGAAAAACCCAAGAAAGGUGACAAAAUACACAAGCUGAACGAAUAUUCUAGUGAUGGUGACAAAUAUAUGUCAUAUAUCAAGAUUAGCAAGAAGCAACAUGAACUUGUUAAGAGUAUGAAGCUAUCUUGUAAAAGCAUCCAGUCUCACGCUCUUAACCAUAUUUUGGGUGACCUUGUCCUUGAUAACAUUCAUGCGCAACCGUACGGAGUAUUUAUCAAAGAAGAACAGCAGAAUUUGCAUGACCAUUGGUUGCGAUUGGUGAAAAAAGACCUCCCUGCAGCACAUGCAAACUGGGCAGAAAGACUGAUGCAGAAACAUGCAGUGAAAAAUUCUUUGGUGGUUGAGAUGAAGGAUAAAUCAAAUCCAUUGGCAGAGGAUGAUGAUAUUGUGAGUUCCGGCCAGCCUCAGGAUCAGGAGGAUGGUAGUCUUGAUAAGCAGUCUUUAGAAGAUGAUGAAGGUUCUAUUGCUCAAUCCCCAGAGAACCAGUCCCUGCAUUAUUCUUAUCAUAGCAAUGACGAGCUCAACGACGUGUGUAUAGAUUCGAAUAAAAAUAUUUUAUCAAAAAGAGACGAUUCUUCACAGAAUAAAAUUGAAUAUGCAAAGAUUGUGAAUUCUCAUGAUGAUUCUAUCAGUGAAGGAGUUCCUUUCUCUUCAGAUGGUCAUGCCUGGCAAGCAUCUGAAAGGCCACAUUACCAUGAUUCUUCUGUGAGCCAUGACUAUACAGCAAAUGGGCUAUCGCUGGUAAAUCCUCAAGUUAAUGAAGAACAACAAACCCAGGUGAUUAGUCUAGAUUCUAAUUUACAUCUAGAAGAUCCUGGUAAAGAGUUCUUACACAGGCAGUCAGAUGAUGGUCCCUUCAGUUCUUGCCAGAGCCAGGAUCGAAUUGACUUCCUUCAGUCUCUAAUCAAGGGAAAAGGGGUUAAUUCCUAUCACCCUGAACAAAAAUGUGCUGGGUCAAGUUUCCAGACUUCAAGCAAUGUUAUGAUGGGAGAUGACAAAUUUUCCAGUCAUUUUAAGGAGCCAUUGCAAACAUCCCUGACAUUGGAUCAAGGUAACAGGAGAGCUAGUGAAGUUUACAUGCCAGAAAGCAUGUCAGGUAAUAUUUAUUCCGAAAGAGGAAGAUAUUUAAUCCCAAGGCAAGAUGCAUUAUCAUUAUCUAAAGGGAAUAUUACUAAUUGGGCUGCUAAAUCUACUGGAAUGUCAGCACCUCCGCGACCUCAUGUAAAUACUGGAGAUUUCAUUGGUCACAAUUGGUUUUCUUCAGACCAUCAAGUUCGUCUUGGCUGGAAUGGAUCUAAUAAUGUUGGUCUUUCUAGUCAUAGUCUUGGCACUGGAAGUGGAGGGAACUCAGACCAAAGCUUGUUUAGUGUUCUAUCUCCCUGUAGCCAAUUACGCUCAGGUAGCCCAUAUGAGUCAGUGAGACGCCCUGACCAGUUCCUUGCGCCAGGAGCAUAUGGAAUGCUAGAUGCAGGUACACCCAGGAUAAAUGCUGUUGUACCACCAUCUUCUCAUCCACUAGAUUAUUUCAGUGGGAGAGACACACCUAGUGCUGUGGUGCCUAAUGAUAUGACAUGGGUGAGUUUGCCGCCUCCACCUCCGGAUCCAGCUUUAAAUGAUCAAAUGGGAAAGCCAUACUUGAGGUCAUGGAACCAGUAAAUUAUGUAUUACCUUUUGUCAGUUACUCAGUAAACAUAGUCGGGGUUCAGAGCUAGACUGACAGAAAAGCAAUUUUGUUCGUGUGAUAGCAUGGGAUACAUAUCCACAGAUGGGAUACAUAUCCAGAAGUGAGAUAAGUUUAUGUAGAUAACUAUAUCAUGGUCAACUCAACACCAUAUACAUAUCUAGAUGUUAGAUGGGCUUGAAAGAGAAAGCAGGGGGUAAGAUAAGCUUCAAGAAUUUCAAGUUGCUAGGCAAGUUACAUAUUUCAUUAUUAUUAUUUUUUUCCCGUGUUUCUGGAUAGGUAUUCUUUAGAAGUUUUGAAAGGUAUGAAAUGCUGAAGGCAGGUUCCUCCUUUUGAGCUAUAUUUUUGUUCUUUACGUAAUACCGUCGUUUUAUGUUUAUAAUGCUGAAACAAAGGUCUUAUAGCAA
Lotus japonicus is the source of this 3237-nucleotide messenger RNA. RefSeq lists its product as uncharacterized. Gene Ontology annotation, cellular component: Ino80 complex. The transcript is spliced from 10 exons. NCBI's taxonomy places the organism in Eukaryota, Viridiplantae, Streptophyta, Magnoliopsida, Fabales, Fabaceae. The coding region runs from base 265 to 2805 and encodes 846 amino acids. The record is from RefSeq and is a predicted model, not a curated record.